AUGUUCCAGAAAAAAAUACACAAAGUAAAGAUAUUGAUCUGGUCUGACCUGUCCUUGAGUAACAUUGAACGCUUGAAUGAGAUUCAAGAUUAUGAUCGAAUCAGGCGCCUGCUGGCAGACAUCUUCAGCCUGGGAAAUUACAAACAAAACCUGAAAUCAAACAUUGUCUUAGAUCUGUUUUACUAUACACUGCAGUUUGCCAGGAAACAACACUUCUCUCCAGAGCAAACUUCUGCAUUCUUCUCCAUUAUCAAAAGGGUUUUAGAAGUUUGCCAGGAAACUCCCUUUGGCAACUUGGACUACACAUAUCAGCAUUUCAAAGACCUACUCUUCUGUCAUUGUGUUAAUCGGCCACCUAUGAGUGUAGAAAUCUUCACAAAGGAGCAAGCGAUCAGCAUCUGCACCUACACCCUGAACACAUUCUUCAGACAUUUCAAGUUGUACAAGUAUGUCUUCACACCAACAAUCCGGCUAGACCUCUCACUGAAAUACGUUGGAACAUCGCCAGUGUCACCAGCUGAAGCUGAAGUCAAAGAAACUGACGAUGAUGAUGAAGAGGAGGACACCACUGCUGAUGAAGAAAUUGAACAAGAAGAAGCUGAUUUUGAGAAGCUACAGGCACAAGAACAACUGAAACUAAUUGUCACUGAUUUCCUGUUGAGAGAAGCCAAGAAAAUUGAAGGCAGUGUAGACAACCACCUCAAAGCAGCAAUUGAUUCCCUGAAUGCCAAGAUAGAUCCAUUACUAGAAACAGCACCUGUGAAAAAUGUGAAGGGCAAGAAGAAAUAA
Molecule: messenger RNA, 789 nt
Organism: Candidula unifasciata
Lineage: Eukaryota; Metazoa; Mollusca; Gastropoda; Stylommatophora; Geomitridae
Source: the annotation of a GenBank genome assembly